AUGUCUCCUCCUCUUACUCUUGCUCUCACUCUCACAUUUCUCUCCUUAAUUUCCACAAACCUCUUCCUCUCCGAAGCUGCUUCAUCCAACAAUCAAACCUACAACAAUUUCCUCGAAUGCCUAACCGAUCAAUUCCAACGCUCAAACUCAUCUACCAACACAAUCUUCACCCCUCAAAAUGCAACCUACGCCUCCCUCUUACCCUCACAAAAUCUCCGCCAAACUUCCGCCUUGCCGGAGAAGCCCGACCUCAUCGUCACCCCACUCCGCGUGUCCGACAUCCAGGGAGCAAUCCGCUGCUCCCGGAUUCUCGGCCUUCAAAUCAAGGUCAAGAGCGGCGGCCACGACUACGAAGGCCUUUCCUACGCCUCAGCCUCGGCGCCGUUCGUGAUUGUAGACAUGAUAAACUUCCAAUCGGUAACCAUCGACGAGAAGGCGAAAACUGCACGUGUGCAGGCCGGAGCGACCAUCGGGCAGCUCUACUACGCAAUCUCCCGCACAAGCAGGACUCUCGCUUUUCCUGCCGGCGUCUGCCCCACCGUGGGCGUCGGCGGCCACUUAAGCGGUGGAGGGUACAGCAUGAUGUCGCGCAAACACUCCCUGGCCGCCGACCACAUCGUCGACGCCUUACUAAUCAACGCAGACGGCGAGGUCCUAGACCAGCGAGCCAUGGACAAAGAUCUGUUCUGGGCAAUCAGAGGCGGCGGAGGCACAAGCUUCGGGAUCAUUCUAGAAUUCACGGUGACACUAGUCACCGUCCCGGAAACCAUUACCGUCUUCAACGUGACACGAACGUUGGAAGAGAACGCGACCGAUCUCGUCGACAAAUGGCAGCACGUCGCCGACAAAAUCGACGAGAAUCUCCUCAUCAGGCUAUUCGUAAACCCUACCAACUCCCCGACGACCGGAAACCGCACAAUCGCAGCUUCCUUCACGUCGCUGUACCUAGGAAGGGCAAGCGAUCUUUUACCGGCCAUGGGUGGAAAAUUUCCUGAACUCGGAUUGACCGAGCAAGACUGCGUUGAGAUGAGCUGGGCCGAAUCCCUCCUCUUCUUUGCGAACAUCGACAACCAAACCCUAGAUGUUUUGACGGACCGGCCGGCGCAAGGCGGCCCCGGCUCCUACUUCAAAGGAAAGUCCGACUUCGUUAGCGCUCCGAUCCCGGUGAGCGGGCUGAGGGAGAUGUGGAGGUUUCUUCUAGAAGGACGAGGAGGUGUCGAAUUAGAGAUGAGCCCUUUCGGGGGGGCUCUGAGCGCUUAUUCCGAUGAGGAAACGCCGUUUCCUCAUCGGAAAGGGAAUGCGUUCAUGAUCCAUUAUGGUGUGGGAUGGGCGUUCGCGAACGAAGCAGAAGGGCGGCUUGGUUGGAUCAGAGGGCUCUACGCAUACAUGGCGCGCCAUGUCACCCGGAACCCGAGGGGUGCGUACGUGAAUUAUAGGGAUCUUGAUUUGGGGAGGAAUGGUGAAGGGAAUACUAGUUUUGGAGAGGCUAGGGUUUGGGGGGAGAGGUAUUUUAAGAACAAUUUUAGGAAAUUGGUUAGUGUGAAGACAAGAGUCGACCCCUCGAAUUUUUUCAGAAACGAGCAAAGUAUUCCUCCCUUGGCUGAAAAUGUUGUGUGA
Salvia splendens (bonfire salvia) is the source of this 1617-nucleotide messenger RNA. Its product is annotated as berberine bridge enzyme-like 18. The record is from RefSeq and is a predicted model, not a curated record. Gene Ontology annotation, molecular function: FAD binding; oxidoreductase activity. The coding region runs from base 1 to 1617 and encodes 538 amino acids. The transcript has 3 exons. NCBI's taxonomy places the organism in Eukaryota, Viridiplantae, Streptophyta, Magnoliopsida, Lamiales, Lamiaceae.